GUGCCCUUCAUAUACAUGGGUCAGGGGCAAGAAGGCUUCAUUAAUAGAAACUGUCCUAAAACCAACUGUUACGUGACAAGUAAUCGCUCAUAUCUUGGAGAUUAUACCAACUUCGACGCCAUUGUCUUUGCUGGGCCCGAAGUUGUACAAAUUAAGAAAAAAUACUUACCUCAUAGAAGAUCGAUUCAUCAGAAAUAUGUUUUUGCAUCCAUAGAAUCAUCUGAUAAUUACCCUGUGUGUUCCAGCAGAUUUAAUAACUAUUUUAAUUGGACUUGGACAUAUAAAUUGGAUUCUGACGCUCAAUGGGGCUAUAUGGCUAUACGAGAUACAGAGAAUAAAGUGAUUGGUCCGAAAGCAGAUAUGCACUGGAUGAAAUUAGAUGAAAUGGCACCUGUUAGUGAAGAGUUAAGGUAUAAAUUGAAGAAUAAAACCAAAGCAGCUGCUUGGUUUGUAUCUAGCUGUAUAUCACGAAGCAGACGACAUAGCUACGUUCUUGACUUGGCAGCUGAACUAACGAAAUACGAUUUGAAAAUAGAUAUUUAUGGUGAUUGCGGUAAUUUGAAAUGUUCCCGAGACAAUGAAGAGGAGUGUAAUAAAAUGAUAGAAAGAGAAUACUUCUUUUAUUUGUCCUUCGAGAAUUCCUUUGCGAAGGAUUAUGUGACGGAAAAGUUGUUGUAUCCGUUGAGAAAUCUUGCUGUGCCCAUUGUGUAUGGUGGAGCAAAUUAUUCAAGAUUUAUGCCUGACGGUAUCUACCUUAACGCAAGGGAACUGGGCCCAAAAAGAUUAGCUGAAAAAAUGAACGAGUUAAUAGAAGACCAAAAGAAAUACGCCGAAUACUUUAAAUGGCGGAAUCACUAUUCAUAUCACAAAAGACACGAAACAGUAGAAACAGACGAUUAUUGCAAAUUCUGUUCUUUGUUGUUUGAUGAAACGUUGGUGAAAACGAAAUCGGUUUAUAAGAAUUUUAAAAAGUGGUGGGAUCCCCCUUACAGGUGUUCGAGAAGAAGAAGAAGAAAGGAUAUGCAAAAUGAACGUCGGAAACGUGUGGUAUUCAGACCCAAAAUAAGCUUUUACAGAUGA
Molecule: messenger RNA, 1080 nt
Organism: Zerene cesonia (dogface butterfly)
Lineage: Eukaryota; Metazoa; Arthropoda; Insecta; Lepidoptera; Pieridae
Product: alpha-(1,3)-fucosyltransferase C-like
Exons: 2
Coding region: 16-1080 (354 amino acids)
Cellular component (GO): membrane
Molecular function (GO): alpha-(1->3)-fucosyltransferase activity
Source: RefSeq, a predicted model, not a curated record